This is a messenger RNA of Phyllostomus hastatus (greater spear-nosed bat), 4200 nucleotides long. It is a transcript of the gene CACNA2D4, whose product is annotated as calcium voltage-gated channel auxiliary subunit alpha2delta 4. The record is from RefSeq and is a predicted model, not a curated record. Gene Ontology annotation, molecular function: voltage-gated calcium channel activity. The coding region runs from base 253 to 3633 and encodes 1126 amino acids. The transcript is spliced from 37 exons. Gene Ontology annotation, cellular component: voltage-gated calcium channel complex. Lineage: Eukaryota; Metazoa; Chordata; Mammalia; Chiroptera; Phyllostomidae.
UCAGCCCCUCUCCUGGAAGCCUGCUAGGCAGGUAAGGUGUCUCCUCUGUUAUCUGCGGGGAAAAGAAAAAGCCCCUUCUCUCACCAGGCAUUACAGCCAAGACCGGACUACAAACCAGGAACCCCAGGUUUGCUAGGACUCGAAAAACAGAAGGCUUGGGGGCAUCCCAAGGGUCUGAAUAACAGGCAGACAGAGCCCAUGGUCUGAGGCUGCUGUCUCCUCCCCACCUACCCUGAUCUCAGCAGGAGCAGCAUGCCUGGACCUCCCAGGUUGUCCCCAGACCCCAGCUGCCCCUACAGCAGGAUGCCCUGGGGCCUGGGGCUCUCCCCGUGGAAGACUGCAGUCAUCCUGAGUCUGCUUCUGUCCAGCACUGCCCUGUCCCCCAGGUCAGGGCAGACCAAGAUUCCUCUGGAAACGGUCAAGCUGUGGGCAGACACCUUUGGCAGAGACCUGUAUGACACUGUGACCAAAUACUCGGGCUCCCUCUUGCUGCAGAAGAAAUAUAAGGAUGUGGAGCCCAGUCUGAGGAUCCAGGCGGUGGAUGGCCUGGAGCUGGUGAGGAAGUUCUCAGAGGACAUGGAGACCAUGCUACGCAGGAAAGUGGAGGCUGUAAAGAAUCUGGUAGAGGCUGCCGAGGAGGCUGACCUGAACCAUGAAUUCAAUGAAUCUCUGGUGUUUGACUAUUACAACUCAGUCCUGAUCAAUGAGAGGGAUGCAAAUGGCAAGUACGUGGAGCUGGGGGCUGAGUUUGUCCUCGAGUCCAAUGCGCACUUCAGCAACCUGAUGGUGAACACGUCCCUCAGUAGUGUGCAGCUGCCCACCAACGUGUACAACAAAGACCCAGAUAUUUUAAACGGAGUCUACAUGUCUGAAGCCUUGAACACUGUUUUUGUGGAGAACUUCCAGAGAGAUCCAACACUGACCUGGCAAUAUUUUGGCAGCUCAACUGGAUUCUUUAGGAUCUAUCCAGGCAUCAAAUGGACGCCUGAUGAGAAUGGAGUCAUCACCUUCGACUGCCGGAACCGUGGCUGGUACAUACAAGCUGCUACUUCUCCCAAGGACAUAGUUAUUGUGCUGGACACGAGUGGCAGCAUGAAGGGGCUGUGGAUGACAAUAGCCAAGCAUACUAUCUCCACCAUCUUAGACACACUGGGAGAGAAUGACUUUGUUAAUAUCAUUGCGUACAAUGACUACAUCCAUUACAUCGAGCCUUGUUUCAAAGGGAUCCUUGUUCAGGCCAAUCGAGACAACCGUGAGCAUUUCAAACAGCUGGUGGAUGACCUGAUGGUUAAAGGGGUGGGGGUCGUGGACCAAGCCCUGAGGGAAGCCUUCCAGAUCCUGAAGCAGUCCCAAGAGGCCAAGCAAGGAAGCCUCUGCAACCAGGCCAUCAUGCUGAUCUCGGACGGAGCUGUGGAGGACUAUGAGCCUGUGUUUGAGGAAUACAACUGGCCGGACCGCAAGGUUCGAGUUUUCACUUAUCUUAUUGGGAGAGAAGUCACUUUUGCAGACCGCAUGAAGUGGAUCGCAUGCAACAAUAAAGGCUACUACACACAGAUCUCCACGCUGGCUGACGCUCAGGAGAACGUGAUGGAGUACCUGCAUGUGCUCAGCCGCCCCAUGGUCAUCAAUCAUGACCACGACAUCAUCUGGACUGAAGCCUACAUGGACAGCAAGCUCUUCACCUCACAUGCACAGAACCUGAGGCUCCUCACCACAGUAGCCAUGCCAGUCUUCAGCAAGAAGAAUGAAACGCGGUCCCACGGCAUUCUUCUAGGGGUAGUGGGCUCUGAUGUGUCCCUGAGAGAGCUGAUGAAGCUGGCACCCCGGUACAAGCUUGGAGUACAUGGAUAUGCCUUUUUGAACACUAACAAUGGCUACAUCCUCUCACACCCUGACCUUCGACCACUGUACAGAGAGGGGAAGAAACUGAAACCCAAACCUAACUACAACAGUGUGGACCUUUCUGAGGUGGAGUGGGAAGACCGAACUGAAACUCUGAGAACAGCUAUGAUCAAUGGGGAAACAGGUUCUCUCUCUAUGGAUGUGAAGGUUCCACUGGACAAAGGGAAGAGAGUUCUUUUCCUGACCAAUGACUACUUCUUCACAGACAUCAGUGAUACACCUUUCAGUUUGGGAGUGGUGCUGUCCCAGGGCCACGGAGAAUACAUCCUGCUGGGGAACACAUCUGUGGAAGAAGGCCUGCACGACCUUCUGCACCCGGAUCUGACCCUGGCCAGUGACUGGAUCUACUGUAUCACGGAUAUUGACCCAGACCACCGGAAGCUCAGCCAGCUGGAGGCCAUGGUCCGCUUUCUGACAGGAGAGGACCCAGACCUGGAGUGUGAUGAGGAGCUGGUGCAGGAGGUACUGUUUGAUGCGGUGGUGACGGCCCCCAUGGAAGCUUACUGGACAGCACUGGCUCUCAACAGCUCAGAGGACUACCAGCGCGUGGCAGACAGAGCCUUCCUGGGCACCCGGGCCGGCCUCCUCAGAAGCAGCUUGUUCGUGGGCUCUGAGAAGAUCUCCAACAGGAAGUUUCUGACCCCUGAAGACAAGGCCAGCAUGUUCACCAUGGACCACUUUCCUCUGUGGUACCGCCAGGCCACUGAGCAGCCUGCUGGCAGCUUUGUCUUCAACCUCUAUUCUGCAGAGGAGCCAGAAGGUCCAGGUGAGCCGGCGGUGGUAACAGCAAGCACAGCUGUAGCUGUGACCGUGGAUAAGAAAACAGCCAUUGCUGCAGCGGUGGGUAUCCAAAUGAGGCUGGACUUCCUGCAUCACCUGUUCUGGGCAGCCACGCAGCAGUGCAGUGCUGGGGAUGGGCUGUGCCCACAGAGCUGCCGGGACAGUGACCUGGACUGCUUCGUCAUUGACAACAACGGGUUCAUCCUGAUCUCAGGGAGGCCCCAGGAGACAGGAAGAUUUCUGGGGGAGGUGGAUGGUGCUCUCAUGACCCAGCUGCUCAGCAUGGGGGUGUUCAGCCAAGUGACCUUGUACGACUAUCAGGCCAUGUGCAAACCCCCGAAUCACCACCACAGCGCCGCCCGGCCCCUGGUCAGCUGGAGCACCUGGGGCUCCUGGCGUGCGCCCAGUGGGGCCGAGGCCAAGGCUGUCUUCCAUCACACCCACAAGCACCAGAGGCAGGACGCGCUGCAGCCCUGCGACACUGAGUACCCCGUGUUCGUGCACCAGAGGGCCAUCCAGGAGGCCAACGGGAUCAUCGAGUGCGGGGCCUGCCAAAAAAGUCUCCAGAAGGGGUGCUUUUUCCCCCUUGAAGCCCAAUGGCAAGCCCACCAUGGGGAAGUUCCCUGGCCCGACCUCUCUCUGUGCUGCAGGGUGUUUGUGAUGCAUCAGAUCCCCAACAGCAACCUUCUCCUUCUGGUGACAGACCCCACCUGUGACUGUAGCAUCUUCCCACAAGUCCUACAGGAGGCUACAGAAGUCAAAUAUAAUGCCUCUAUCAAGUGUGACAGGAUGCGCUCCCAGAAGCUCCGCUGGCGACCAGACUCCUGCCAUGCCUUCCAUCCAGAGGAGAACGCCCAGGACUGUGGCGGUGCCUCAGAAACCUCAGCCUCUCACCCCUUGCUCCUGCUGCCUCUGUGCGCCUGGCUGCUGCCACCCCAGCUGCUGCGGUGACACUGAUUCUGUCUGACCUCUGUUUUGACAAGGUGAUCUUUCCAGAGACAUUUUAUAGUGUCAGCAACUAAUGUGGGAGCCAGCUCACUACAACUGGGCUAUCACACAGGUCAUCUCCCCUCAACCUUGAGCGAAUGGUCUCUGCCUCCUGAAAUUGCUGGAUGCAACCAGAAACCCCUUCCCAAAAACUAGGGUGCCUGGAACCAGCCCACGCAUCUCGAUGGACAUUGUCUCAGCCUUCCCACCUCCUCUUAAGGAGCCCAGCAUGAGCUCAACUAGGACCAAGACAAAACGAUUUAGUACCAUUUAUUCUCCAGAAGUCCAGACCCAGCCAAAGAAAUAGUCAGCUGCUUCUCAUGAACCUGUUUGCUCUUUAGUAGAACCCAAGGACUUAAAGGUACUGAGAAAGAGGAGCAGAAUGUGACCAACAAUACCAACAGCUGGAAUGAGACAAAGGCAAGAACAAGCCCCCACCUAAAACAUACCUGCCUCAACAUGCGAUGCAUGGUGGGGGUAGUUCAGUUUCUUUCCUUCUGCUGCUCAAAAAAGUUCUAAUUCUGUAUGUGU